Messenger RNA from Drosophila eugracilis, 1743 nucleotides. RefSeq lists its product as uncharacterized. Bases 8 to 1636 code for a protein of 542 amino acids. The record is from RefSeq and is a predicted model, not a curated record. The transcript has a single exon. NCBI's taxonomy places the organism in Eukaryota, Metazoa, Arthropoda, Insecta, Diptera, Drosophilidae.
UCGAAAAAUGAUUUCCAAAACUUUUCGGGUUAUUCUAAUCUCUGUACUACUAGUAUCUCUCUCCUAUGAGACUAAUGUAAAUAAAAACUACGAUGAAAAUCCAAUGGUGUUUAAGGGAUUCAAUAACAGUCUUGGCACUUUUGUGGAGUACAGCGGUCGUGCUUCUAUAGCUUUUGAAGAUUGGACCAUAUAUACGAGCUUUAAUUUGGAUUCACUUCUUCCGGCAAUAAAAGCCUUUGAAAAGAUCCGCACUGAUAUUGCAGAUAUUUGUCCUUAUCAUAAGCAAGAGUGUCCUAAAUUUUUUGAAUUAUUUAAAUAUGCGGACACUAUUCUUGAAGAUGGACCACUUUUAAUGAGGAAUUCGACGGGUUUUAAGUUCAAACGCAUUUCCCUUGAUGAAGAUGGCAUGACCAAUACGUUUAAUAACACAUAUAGUACUAUCGACAGCACAAAAAACGUUAACGUAAUUCUACUUGAACACACAAUUGAUCCUUUAAGUCCAAAGGAACAAUAUGGAACUGAAGCACCCGAUUGGGUUGCCCCGAGAUUGCUAAAUGAACUAUCACUUUUGGGCACCCAAUUAAGAAGAUCACAGGAGGCCAUACUUGAAGCAAUGCAUUCCGCCCAUCAAGGAAAACUAAGUCCCCUAGUCCUUUCCAUAGAGCAAUUGCAGGCGGAGAUAUCUAAAAUAUAUGGCCAUCUACCAAGAGGUCUAAGUCUGCCCUUCGACCAGUUCUCAAUUUCUGAUAUUUACCGUAUAGCCACUGUAAUCCUUCAUCAGUUGGACGAACAGAUGGUCUUUGAAAUCAAAGUGCCCCUAAUCGAUGUGGAACAGUUUAAUAUCUACCGCUUGACACCCAUUCCUCGGGUACAUAAUGGCAGCAUCCAACUUUUGGACACCGAAACACCGUAUCUGGGCAUCAACGACCACCUGGACAGAUUUUUUCCACUGGAGAACCUCGAUGACUGCAUUGAAUUGGCCGCAGAAAGGAUAAUUUGUAAGCACAACCAAGUAACAUACGGAAAUGGUGAUGAUAGUUUUGCCUGUUCCUUGGCGGCAAUCCGGAAUCAAUCUUCCAAAGUCUGCACUUUCCGUCAAGUGGAGAAGAGCAGCAUGUGGACACAGCUGGUUUCACCGAAUUCAUGGAUGGUGGCCCUUACCAAGGAGCUUUCUUUAAUGGGAGUGUGCUCUGGUGCUAGUCAGGAACUCAAGAUAAAUGGCAGUGGAAUUCUUAGCAUUCAGAGUGACUGCAUCGUCCGAAGUUCAGUUGUCACGCUUCAAGGAGAACCCAAGAGAAGACUACCCUCGAAAAAUGGUUAUGCAUCGUUGCAGUUGACUAGCAAGUCCCCUCUUAAAGUCGGAAUCCUGGAAUCAUUCGAUCAACUUUUUAAGAUCGUAACCCAACUGAAGUUGGAUCAGGAAAAACUACAAGCUGUCGAAGGCUAUCCAUUAGGCAUCAUCGCUAUGUGCCCAAUUAUAGUGCUAAUCGCCCUAUUAAUUCCGCUGGCAUGGUUAUAUCGCACUUUCCAUCGAAGACAACUCUCUGCAGCAAAAAAUCCAGUCGAGGGUCAUCAGGAUACAAAGCGAGAAACCAUAACCAGUGACCUUCCGCUGCUGGAAAAACAAGAAGUUUAAAAGAUAUUUUCACAGGCAAACGAAAAGAUGAAUUUUUGAUUGUGUCGAUUAUAAUACAUGUUUAUUUGUUUGGUUUAAAUUGCAAUAAAUAUUAGUUACUCUUUUCA